Messenger RNA from Metarhizium robertsii ARSEF 23, 762 nucleotides. RefSeq names its product Spherulation-specific family 4. The record is from RefSeq and is a predicted model, not a curated record. Lineage: Eukaryota; Fungi; Ascomycota; Sordariomycetes; Hypocreales; Clavicipitaceae. Bases 1 to 762 code for a protein of 253 amino acids. The transcript has a single exon.
AUGGCCAGGCCGUUCCUCAUUGUGCCGCUGUACAUGUACCCCCUCCCGACGGCGUGGGAGCCUCUCCUGGGCGCGGCGCGGACGCACCCCGAGGUCAGGUUCGUCGCCAUUGUCAACCCCAACAGCGGACCGGGCCCGGACGCCCUCCCGGACGCGAGCUACCUGGCGGCGCUCGACGCAAUGCACGCCAUCCCCAACAUCUGCGCCGUCGGCUACGUCUACUGCAGCUACGGCAAGCGCCCGGCCGCCGACGUGCGCGGCGACAUUGACCGGUACGCGCGCUGGAACCAGCACGCCGCCAUCGCCCUCGGCGGCAUCUUCUUCGACGAGAUGCCCUCGGACCUCGCGCACCUCGCGUACAUGGCCGGCCUCGCGGAGCACGUCAAGACGACGUGGCGCCAGGAGACGGGCCGCGACGACGGGCUCGUCAUCUACAACCCGGGCGUGGUGGUGCCGCGGCCCUUUUUUGCGCACCCCGACUACGUCGUCGUCUUUGAGCAGUCGCAUCGCCACUGGGACCAGGACGCCGCGGGCCAGCAGCGCCUGCGCCUCGCGGCCGACGAGGUGCGCUGCAAGACGGCCGCCGUGGUGCACUCGAGUCGCGUGCAGGGCGGCCAGGUGCGCGACCUGACGAGGGGCUUGCUGGCCUGUGGCCUGACGGGCAUCUACGUGACGGACGAGCAGGACGGUGGCUACACGCAGUGGCCGGCGGUGUGGACCGAGCUAACCGCCGCCGUGGCUGCCGAGUGCUCGGAAAGUUGA